This is a messenger RNA of Silurus meridionalis, 897 nucleotides long. RefSeq names its product C-x(9)-C motif containing 4 homolog (S. cerevisiae) (gene cmc4). Gene Ontology annotation, cellular component: mitochondrial intermembrane space. The record is from RefSeq and is a predicted model, not a curated record. The transcript is spliced from 3 exons. The coding region runs from base 172 to 378 and encodes 68 amino acids. NCBI's taxonomy places the organism in Eukaryota, Metazoa, Chordata, Actinopteri, Siluriformes, Siluridae.
UAGACACGUGAGCAGACGUCAUAGUGUUUCUGAAGAUCUGUUCAAGGAGGUAAACAGAGAAUCUCAAAGAUACUGUUGAGAGCAGAGCAGACAAGACCAGGAUUUACCGCAUGUCAAGGAUUUCUUCCGCAGGUGGAGAAGGUGUUGAGGUCUCCUCGCUGAUCCACGCAGAUGCCGCAGAAGGAUCCGUGUCAGAAGCCAGCCUGCGCCAUACAGAAGUGUUUACAAGCCAACAGAUACAUUGAAAGCCGGUGUGAAGACGUAAUCCGGGCCAUGAGAAGAUGUUGUGAACUUCAUGCAGGAGAGAACUCUGUGUGCUGCUCUGGAUUUAAACACGAUAACAAAACCACAGAGGAGAAAGCAGAUCAAACUAAAUGAUGUGCUCUAUACCAGAAAUAAAUAUAUAUUUAUUUUACCAGACACCAUAACUCCAAAAGUAUGUGCACCCAUGAUGAUCACACCAUAAUGUGGUCCUUCUCCAAACUGGUUAACUUCUUUCCCUUAAGAGAACAUUAUAGUGUUCCAGCACAACAAUGCUCAUGUGCACAAAGCGAGCUUCAGGAGGUUGGACUGGAAGAAAUCUAGUGUCCUGCACAGAACCCUAACCUCCUGAACCUCCAUGAAGAUCCUGACAUCCGUGUCUGAUGUCACUAAUGCUCUACUCUAGUGGAAAGACUGCAUGUUGAAACUUAUUCCAAAACCAGAAUAAAUCUGGAAUGAGACGUUCAACAGGAACAUGUCUGAUCAGGGGUGCACAUACUUUUAGCCGUAUCGCAUGUAAACAGGGACGUUUGGAGGUUUGAUCGCUCCAAAGAACCAUCUUUGUACUGUUCUUUAAAAAAAAAAAAAAAAAAAAAAAUGGGCUUUGAUGCUGAUUAAAGGAAAUUCAAAGACGAA